This is a messenger RNA of Protobothrops mucrosquamatus (brown spotted pit viper), 652 nucleotides long. It is a transcript of the gene MAP6D1, whose product is annotated as MAP6 domain containing 1. NCBI's taxonomy places the organism in Eukaryota, Metazoa, Chordata, Lepidosauria, Squamata, Viperidae. Gene Ontology annotation, biological process: microtubule cytoskeleton organization; cytoskeleton-dependent intracellular transport; regulation of microtubule cytoskeleton organization. Gene Ontology annotation, cellular component: microtubule; cis-Golgi network; Golgi-associated vesicle. The coding region runs from base 4 to 621 and encodes 205 amino acids. The transcript has 2 exons. The record is from RefSeq and is a predicted model, not a curated record. Gene Ontology annotation, molecular function: microtubule binding; calmodulin binding.
GCCAUGGCUUGGCCGUGCAUCAGCCGAGUCUGCUGCCUGGCGCGCUUCUGGAACCAGCUGGACAAGUCGGACCUGGCCGUGCCGCUCACCAUCCACAAUUAUUCCGACAUCGAAGAAGGGGCGGAAGCGGGCGGUGGGGGCAGCCCUCAGCAGCCUCGGAUCCCGCCAGGAGACACCGCCAGCAGCCGACCCCAGGCCCCUCCGCGGGCAGCCUCUGCCCUGCCGGCGUCCGCGUCCGCCCCCUCGUUGCGGGACAGCCUGGUGGUUGUCAAGAGGCCGUCGAAAAAAAGCGGGGGCAGGCACCGGAAGGAGCCCUUCGCCGCAGAGACUCAGUACCAGCAGGAUUUCCGAGCGUGGCCGCUGCAGAAGAGGGACACCCUGCCCUGCCUCGGAGAGUGCCGGAGAGCUGAGCCCACGCGGGCACCUCCAGCCGCGGGCGCCCCAGCCGCCUCUCCCCACGCUGACAUCCUGGCAGGGUCUCGAGUGUACGUGCUGCCGGCGGCUAGGCAGGAGGGGAGCAAUAAGGAUGCUGGCUCCAGACAGAUUCCAGAAGCAAAGACAAAGUUUUCUUCAAAUCCUUCUGCUGUUUUCCAGGCGCCAUCUCGCAUCCUUAGUAUAUGAAUCUGGAUCAUGAUCAUUUUCUGUUCAACCA